GGAGCUAGGUGUAAACAACACUCCGUUGCAAGUGUUAGAAAACAACGGUUUUUGGUGCAGAAUUCCACUCUACGUGCAUAGAAUGAAAAAAAUUGUGGAUGAAUUAUUAAGACAAUACAGCAGGCAUGGCACUUCUUACACUGCUUAGGUUUUGAAGUGUAUUAGGCCCGUUAGCCGCUCAACUGAAGUGUAACUAUAACCUAUAUAAUACCUAUCAAAAUGUCAAAGAAGGUGUCAUAUUUCUACAGCCCGGACGUAGGGAAUUUCCAUUACGGGCCGGGACACCCUAUGAAGCCUCACCGACUCUCUGUCAUUCAUAGUCUUGUUCUGAAUUACAACUUGCACAAGAAAAUGCAACUAUACAGACCAUACAGAGCUAGUGUCCAUGAUAUGUGUCGCUUCCAUUCUGAAGAAUAUAUCGACUUCCUGCAGAGAGUUACUCCGCAAAAUCUCCAACAAUAUACAAAAUAUCUGAGUCAUUUCAAUGUUGGUGAUGAUUGCCCUGUCUUCGAAGGACUGUUUGACUUUUGCUCUAUGUACACUGGUGCCUCAUUAGAGGGGGCUACGAAGCUCAAUCACAACAGUUGUGACAUUGCCAUAAAUUGGUCUGGUGGGUUACACCAUGCCAAAAAGUGUGAAGCCAGUGGGUUUUGUUACGUCAAUGAUAUUGUAAUAGGCAUCCUAGAACUACUCAAGUACCAUCCUCGUGUGCUGUACAUUGAUAUUGAUGUACAUCAUGGAGAUGGCGUGCAAGAAGCAUUUUACCUGACUGAUCGAGUAAUGACAGUAUCUUUCCACAAGUAUGGAAAUUAUUUUUUCCCUGCAACUGGUGAUAUGUAUGAAAUAGGUGCCGAAAGUGGUCGUUACUAUUCUGUAAAUGUUCCGCUGAGAGAGGGCAUUGAUGAUGCAAGUUAUUUUUCGGUAUUCAAGCCAGUGAUAUCAGCCGUGAUGGAAUUUUUUCAACCUACCGCAAUUGUUCUGCAAUGUGGUGCAGAUUCCUUAGGUAAUGAUAGAUUGGGUUGCUUCAGCUUGAGCACAAGAGGCCAUGGAGAAUGUGUGAAGUUUGUGCGGGAUUUGAAUGUUCCAUUACUGACAUUAGGAGGUGGAGGAUAUACACUUCGUAAUGUGGCUCGGUGUUGGACUUAUGAGACUUCAUUACUUGUUGAUGAAGAUAUAAACAAUGAAAUUCCCUAUAAUGAAUAUCUGGAAUACUUUGCUCCUGAUUUUUCAUUGCAUCCUGAGGUUGUAACCCGACAAGACAAUGCUAAUUCAAAGCAAUAUCUAGAAGCAAUAACAAAACAUGUUUUUGACAAUUUGAAAAUGGUACAACAUUCACCCAGUGUACAGAUGCAAGACGUUCCUGGUGAUCUUUUAGCUACACAGGAAAGGGAUGCCAUUAUUAAGGAUGAAGCCGAUCCUGAUGUUAGAAUUAAUCAAAUUGAUGAAGACAAAAUGGUAGAACCUGCAAUGGAGUUUUUUGAUGGGGACAAAGAUCAAGAUAAAGCAGACACCACUCCCAACUCAUGAUCCUUACUGUAAAUUUAAUUUUUAAGUCAAAUUUCAUAAAAUUAGUUAAUGAAAAUUGAAAGUACCUGUCUUAUAAAUACACACUAUAUUUGCCCUUAAAAUCAAGUAAUUUUCAACAGCUGAGCAUCUUCUUUGAUGUGUUUUAUUUAAAGAAGUAUGUCGUAUCUGAAUUUGCCAUUUGUAGAUACUUUUCUACAGUGUGAAAAAAAAAAUAGUUUGAUGCUCAUAAACUGCAUUUUAUUAUUGUACUUAUAUCUCGUGAAGAAUUUCUUAUCAUGAACAGUUAACCUUGCUGGUUAAAUAUGUAAUUUUAUUGUAUUACCUUUUUUUCCUCAAAAUUAUUCAAGUGUAGGUUGCUUAAGGAUGCCUCUGGUCAGGUUAUACUUAAUUUUUUUCUGUUUUCAUAUGGAAAUAUUCCAAAAUAUUUUGUACUCAUCAAAAGAAUACUGUUGUUGCCAACCUUUAAAAAUAAUUUGAGGUAAUUUUAUAUGAUACCUAACUCUGUGGUCAAAGUAACGUGUUAAACAGAACCUGAAAAAUGUCAAAAAGGGUUUAAGAUACAUGUAAGCAUCGUAUUUUGUAACUGUGAUUUUUAAAAUAUACCUAGAUGAAAAUGGAA
Molecule: messenger RNA, 2146 nt
Organism: Frankliniella occidentalis (western flower thrips)
Lineage: Eukaryota; Metazoa; Arthropoda; Insecta; Thysanoptera; Thripidae
Gene: HDAC3
Product: histone deacetylase 3
Exons: 4
Coding region: 220-1527 (435 amino acids)
Molecular function (GO): histone deacetylase activity
Source: RefSeq, a predicted model, not a curated record